Molecule: messenger RNA, 182 nt
Organism: Prorocentrum cordatum
Lineage: Eukaryota; Dinophyceae; Prorocentrales; Prorocentraceae
Source: the annotation of a GenBank genome assembly
GUCGAGGAGGCGAGGCUGCGCCGGGCCGAGGAGCUCCGGCAGCGCCAGGAGGCGGACGCGCGGGAGGAGCAGCGACUCCAGCGCGAGGCCGUGGGCGAGGGCGCCUCCGACGCCGCCGGGCCGCUCGCGGGCACGGGCGCUCCCGACCCGGGCGCCCACCACUCGCGCAGGCGGCAGCAGAG